AUGCUCAUCUUAUUUUGGUUGCUUUGCCUUCUCACAACCGGGACAGCCGUCGAACCUCUGGUGAGUCUCAAGUAUGCAGGAUACAGAGGAGUGCCACUCGCAAACGGAAUAACACAGUGGCUUGGGAUUCGAUAUGCUGCUGCUCCCUUGGGCCCUUUGCGAUUUGCCGCACCUCAGGAUCCGCCUCUCUUUGAUGACGUCCAGCCUGCGGACAAGCAUGGGCCUGUUUGUCUCGCAACAGGGGACAACCCAGAGAAUACGGCUACAUCAGAGGAUUGUCUGUUCUUAGACGUAUUCGCGCCGACAAAUGCCGCACCUGACUCAAAACUACCGGUCUACUUCUUCAUCCAGGGAGGUGGCUUCAAUUCUCUCUCGAAUGCCAACUACAAUGGUAGCGGACUGAUUUCUGCAGCCGAACACGAGAUUGUCGUCGUUACCUUCAACUACCGAGUAGGCCCAUAUGGAUUUAUUGCAAGCCAAGAAAUCAGCGACUCUCCUUCUGCAACUGUCAACAACGGGCUCAGGGACCAGCGGAAGGCUCUUGAAUGGGUACAGAGAUAUAUCUCGCAAUUCGGUGGUGAUCCAGACCAUGUCGUGCUUGGUGGCGAUUCGGCAGGUGCGGCGUCUAUUGCCUUACACCUCACUGCAUAUGGCGGUCGUAAUGAUGAGCUUUUCCACGGUGCUGCUGCCGAGUCAGUCAGCUUUGCAACCAUCCUUACCGUGGAAGAAAGCCAAUACCAAUACGACAACUUCGUCGCUCGCGUCGGAUGUUCAGGCUCAACGACAUCAACUUCCAACGUCAACACGCUCUCCUGCCUCCGAUCCAAACCCGCUGAAGAACUCCAAGCUCAGAACCACAAUAUCCCGUACCCUGGCUCGCGGAACCCGCCUCUCUUCAUGUGGAACCCGGUGCUCGACUCCGAACUGAUCCAGUACUACACCUACGACGCGUUCGCGCGUGGCGACUUCAUCAAGGUGCCCGUGAUCUUCGGCGACGACACCAACGGCGGUACGGUCUUUACGCCCCGCCGGACAUGCACACAAGCACAAUCCAACGGCUUCUUGCACGAUCAGUUCCCGUACCUAACCACCGCCCACCUCGAGCGCAUCAACAGCCUCUUCCCAAACCACGGGCCUGAGUUUCCCGACUCCGGGCCCUUCUGGCGCCAGGUGAGCAACGCCUACGGCGACCUGCGGUACAUGUGCCCGAACCUGUUCAUCUCCGCGGCGUUCGCGCGGCACGGCAGCCCAGCCGCGAACUGGCACUACCGGUUCAACGUGCGCGACGCGGCCCUGAUCGCGCAGGGCCUCGGCGUGCCGCACACGGUCGAAAUCGCCGCGAUCUGGGGUCCCGAGAACGUCCACUCGUGCCCAACCUCCUUCCGCCCCGGCGGCCCCAACGCCUGGGUCGUGCCGCUCAUCCAGUCGUACUGGACCAGUUUCAUCCGCACACUGGAUCCGAAUGUCCAUCGUCUGCAGGGCUCCCCCGAAUGGAAGCCGUUCACUUCCGUGGCCGGCGCGGCUGUCGACGACCAAGCCACGCCCCAGAACCGGCUUCUCUUCAAUACCAGCGAGUCCACGGGGAUGGAGACUGUCGGCGCUGCGAAGAGGGGCGCGUGUCUGUAUUUCAGCUCUAUUGGCGUCGAGAUUCGUCAGUGA
Molecule: messenger RNA, 1659 nt
Organism: Exophiala aquamarina CBS 119918
Lineage: Eukaryota; Fungi; Ascomycota; Eurotiomycetes; Chaetothyriales; Herpotrichiellaceae
Exons: 2
Coding region: 1-1659 (552 amino acids)
Source: RefSeq, a predicted model, not a curated record